AUGUCUCGCCCAGGCACCACCCUUUAUGUCACUGGUUUCGGGCAUGGAACCCGAGCUCGCGAUCUCGCAUACGAAUUCGAACGAUAUGGACGCCUCGUUCGGUGCGAUAUCCCAGCACCGCGUACUCCGUCUAGCAGACUUUUUGCUUUCGUCGAGUACGAGAGCCGCCGUGAUGCGGACGAUGCAUAUCACGAGAUGCACAAUAAGCGGAUCGGCCGCGAUGAUCUGCUCAAGAUAGAGUGGGCCCGUACUCCUCCGUCUGCUUCAUGGCGCUUUGAAUCCGGACGUGACCGACGUCGUGACCGUACUCCCCCUCGUCGAGGUCGCUCUCCAUCUCCUCGUCGUAGCCGAGGUGAUUAUUCCCCUCGCAGGGAUGAAAGAUACGAGAGAGACUAUGACCGACAUGACCGGGACUAUGACCGUCGCGACCGAGACUAUGACCGCCGUGAUCGAGACUAUGACCGUCGCGAUAGGGACCGAGAACGCUCUCGUGACCGUUCGCGAAGCCCUGAUGAAAGGGACCGUGAUGUCAAGGAAGACAGAGAACGUCGUGAUGAUGAGAGAGCGCCCCGUGAAGAAGAUCGCGAAAACGGCCCGAACGGUGAAGACAGGAAAGCACCUCUGGAUCCUCUGACUUCGGCUCAUGACGAGCUAGAUACUGCCGAGUAG
Molecule: messenger RNA, 669 nt
Organism: Aspergillus fischeri NRRL 181
Lineage: Eukaryota; Fungi; Ascomycota; Eurotiomycetes; Eurotiales; Aspergillaceae
Product: RNA-binding protein
Exons: 5
Coding region: 1-669 (222 amino acids)
Biological process (GO): mRNA splicing, via spliceosome
Cellular component (GO): nuclear speck
Molecular function (GO): RNA binding
Source: RefSeq, a predicted model, not a curated record